AUGAGGGAAUUUAAAUACGAUGUUAUUGCAUUAAUUCAUGCUGUACAAGAACGUCCAUGUCUUUGGGAUAAGACAUCAGAAAUUUAUAAAGAUCGACUAGAAAGAAGAGCAGCAUGGGAACAAGUAUUUACCUUAUUAGAAGAGAAAUACGAGGAAAUGUCGUCACAAGAAAAAAGAUUUACUGGGGAACAUAUUCUGAACAAAUGGACAAAUAUUCGUGAUACUUUCGUUAAGUCAUUGAAAUCGAAAGCUGGCAGACCGCGAAGGAAAUACCUGCUUUACGAUCAUCUAAAAUUCCUAAUCAAAGUAACAGCCACCGAAGAAGACUGCACAGAAUAUAACAACGACGAAUCCUAUAUUUAUAUGAAACCCGAAAAACUAAGUCCUCAAGAACCGUCUAAGAAAAGAUCAAAGAAAUCAGAAUACGAUGAACCAAAACAGAAAGAAUAUGAUAAAAAUGAUAUGGAUUUCGUUGAAGUUGAUGAAUGUAAUGAUCCUAGAAUAAUGAAUGAGGAUGAAGCUUUCUUCGCGUCACUACUGCCCUCUGUCGUGAAAUACAAUGAAGAUGAGAGACUUGAAUUCCGUAUGGAAGUAUUGGCUAUCAUGAAAAGGAUAAAGGACAAACGGAAAUGGACCAAUGACUUUUAA
Danaus chrysippus (African queen) is the source of this 648-nucleotide messenger RNA. Lineage: Eukaryota; Metazoa; Arthropoda; Insecta; Lepidoptera; Nymphalidae. The record is from the annotation of a GenBank genome assembly.